UCUUGUUGUCCCGGUAGCCUGAGGUCCCUGCGAGGUGGCAGCGGUGGCCAGAGCAGCAGCAGCAGCAGCAGCAGCAGAAGCAGCGAGCGGGACGGAGUUAGGACCGCUCGGAGCGCCCAGGUCUCGAGGUAGUGUAAGGUUUUUUUUUUGCAAUCCUUCCACUCGCUGGCAGUUGCAGAAGAUCUGCUUUUUAAGUGAGAAGAACACGCCACCCCUCCGAGGGCUGCGGCUUCCCGGGGCUGUUUCGUCGCUCGUCGCUUUGCCGGCCCCUGGCGCUCACUCUCUAAUCCGUCCGCGCCCCUAAGUUUGCCGAGAGCUGGCUGCGGGUUGGGAGCAGGGUCCCGGCCGGGCGCCGCGGGCGGGGGCUGGGAAGCGGCGAACCGCAAUCCAGAAGCAUCUUGGGGCCAUGUAUAUUUCAUCAAACGGACUUUGGGUGCGUCGCGUCUCGCAGCCAUCAACGCUAUGUUCAGUGACAUUUCUGACUUGAGUGGAGGAAUGCGCGAAGAAAACCGGGGCGAAAUUGCUUCGAGAGGAUCUUCUUGGCGCCAAGGCUAAUUGUCCUGAUUUAUGUCGCUUCUGACAAAAAAGAAAAAAAAAGACCUAACGUCUUCAUCUGAAAUAAAAUGAAAGCGGUGCCAAGCGGGAUAGAGCCGCCUGGCCGCUGGUUCUGAUCCCUUGGGAUCCCGGGGGGAAAAAUCGUUCUGUGGCUUAAAAGAAAAGAAAGAAACAGAAACAGAGAAGAGAGCGAGGAAAAACAAAACCCACAGUAAAAGUUUAAGGCGAGAAGUGGUGGUGGCGGCGGCGGUGCGGGGAGGCUGCGAGCGGAGAAGGCUGCCGAGACCUCGGAGGGCGGCGAUUUGGUUCCUAAUCCCACUGUAUUUUUGGAGGGAGAGGCACCUUUCUCAUCCUCCCUUCCUCUCCGCCCACCCCGCUCCCUCCCCCUCAUCUACCUGUCAAAGUCACUGAUCUUUUGCAUUUUGGAAGAGGACGUCAACGGGAAGGAAUUUCCCCCCCCGUCAGGGUCCCGGCUCCGAAAGGGGGCGACGCGCGACAAGGCUGCCUCAGGGGCAAGAGACCAAGGUUGCUGGUGCCAGAAGAGGGAAAAAAAGAAAAGAUUGAUGGGAAACAGACACAGGACCAUAGACAGCCAUCCCUUUGCUUCUGAUACUGAUACUUCAGCUCACCUGAACAGCCCUGAUGAACCCUGAACGCCGAGGAGCACUCAGGAUUAUCGGAUGUACAAUGGGAGAGCCUUCACUUUGCUAAAUUAUUAUCCGCUCCUGGACAUCUUUCACAAAAGUCUAAUAGAUAUGUUCUACGAGGAGAAAAGGCUGCAAGCUGUUAAUGCCUAACAGAUAAGCAUGUUAGGCUUCUACCAAAGUCCUCAGCAUACCUGACCACUUAGAAUAUUUCAGUCUGUCAUAUUUGGUUUUGGACUCUGCUUUGAGACCUCAGCCUAUUUUUAUAUAUAUCUACAUAAAGAUACAUAUAGACACACACACAAUACAUAUAUAAUAUACUCAUGUAUAUUUAAAAAUACACUGAUUGCAUAGAAGACACGAAGAUUGCCAAGAUUUUAGAGAUGAAUUUGUCAAGAUUCCUGUCGCUCCAUGCCCUGUGGGUCACAGUGUCCUCUGUGAUGCAGCCCUACCUUUUAGUGUGGGGACAUUACGAUGUAUGUAAGAGUCUGAUUUAUACAGAAGAAGGGAAAGUUUGGGAUUACACAGCCUGCCAGCCGGAAUCCACGGACAUGACAAAAUAUCUGAAAGUGAAACUGGAUCCUCCGGAUAUCACCUGUGGAGACCCUCCAGAGUCGUUCUGUGCAAUGGGCAACCCUUACAUGUGCAAUAAUGAGUGUGACGCAAGUACCCCUGAACUGGCACACCCUCCUGAGCUGAUGUUUGAUUUUGAAGGAAGACACCCCUCCACCUUCUGGCAGUCUGCUACUUGGAAGGAGUACCCCAAACCUCUCCAGGUUAACAUCACUCUGUCUUGGAGCAAAACCAUUGAACUCACAGACAACAUAGUUAUUACCUUUGAAUCGGGGCGUCCAGACCAAAUGAUCCUAGAGAAAUCUCUCGAUUACGGGCGAACAUGGCAGCCCUAUCAGUAUUACGCCACAGACUGCCUACAUGCAUUCCACAUGGACCCGAAAUCAGUAAAGGAUUUAUCCCAGCACACGGUCUUAGAAAUCAUUUGCACAGAAGAGUACUCCACCGGGUACUCCACGAAUAGCAAAAUAAUCCACUUCGAGAUCAAAGACAGGUUUGCAUUUUUUGCUGGACCUCGGCUACGAAAUAUGGCUUCCCUCUAUGGACAGCUGGAUACAACCAAGAAACUCAGAGAUUUCUUCACAGUCACGGACCUGAGGAUCAGGCUGUUGAGACCCGCUGUUGGGGAAAUAUUUGUAGAUGAACUACAUUUGGCACGUUACUUUUAUGCGAUCUCGGACAUAAAGGUGCGAGGAAGGUGCAAGUGCAACCUGCAUGCCACUUCGUGUUUGUAUGACAACAGCAAACUGAUGUGUGAAUGUGAGCACAACACUACAGGUCCAGACUGUGGGAAGUGCAAGAAGAAUUACCAGGGCCGACCUUGGAGUCCAGGCUCCUACCUCCCCAUCCCCAAAGGCACUGCAAACACCUGUGAAAAGGCAGGAGCUCUUUUUGCUUACAGCAAAGUACAGUUAACUGUGUCAUCCCAAAAAAAGAGUUCCUACUAUGACAUUAAACACAUUUCUCCUAAAAGCUUAAUGGUGGAGGGUUUCCAAGACUGUGAAUGCUUCGGCCACUCCAAUCGGUGCAGUUAUAUCGAUCUGCUAAACACAGUCAUUUGCGUGAGCUGUAAACACAACACUAGAGGGCAGCACUGUGAGUUAUGCAGGCUGGGCUACUUCAGAAAUGCUUCUGCACAGCUGGACGAUGAGAAUGUGUGCAUAGAGUGUUAUUGUAACCCUUUGGGCUCAGUCCAUGAUCGUUGUAAUGGCUCAGGAUUUUGUGAGUGUAAGACUGGAACAACAGGGCCUAAAUGUGAUGAGUGUCUGCCAGGAAAUUCCUGGUACUACGGCUGUCAACCUAAUGUCUGCGACAAUGAGCUCCUGCACUGCCAGAAUGGAGGGACCUGCCAGAACAAUGUGCGCUGCGCUUGCCCAGACGCCUACACGGGCAUCCUCUGUGAGAAGCUCCGGUGCGAAGAGGCGGGCAGCUGUGGCUCCGACUCCGGCCAGGGAGCACCCCCGCGGGGCUCCCCAGCGCUGCUGUUGCUGACCGCGCUGCUGGGGACUGCCAGUCCCCUGAUGUUCUAGGGGUCACACCCAGCCCUCCGGACAGGCCUGUGCUGUGGGGAAGCAAACACAACCCAAGCGAUUGCUACUGUCACAGGAAACACGCACACCCACUCCAACACAGUGUAUAAAAGAAGAGGGCCUAACUGAACUAAGCCAUAUCUCUCAGACCCGGACAGCACAUCGCACAUCGGAGUCAAGACUGUUCAUCACUGACUCCAGAGGAAUCGGCAGCUGUUGCUAUUACCACUGCAAAUCCCAUUGCCAGCUGCAGAGCUGAUUGCGGAUUGGAAAGGCUGUGACAGCGCCCCCAAAAGGAAAGACGACAAACAAACUGAUCAACCAACCUAAAAACAUUCGCUACUCUACCGUGGUGCACCCUAGUACCGCUCUGCUCAGUGUGUGGGCCAACCAAAUAAAAGCAUUCUUCGCUGUCAGGUGCAUUGUGGGUAUAAGGAAAUCUGUUACAAGCUGCCAUAUUGGCCUGCUUCAGCCCCCUACCCCCAAAUCCCUUCCAACCUGUGCUUUAGUGAACGUUGCUCUGUAACCCUUGUUGGUUGAAAGAUUUCUUUGUCUGAUGUUAGUGAUACACAUGUGUAACAGCCCCCUCCAAAGCGCAAGCCAGUCCUACCCCUGUAUAUUUCAGCAGCACUGCGAUCCCAGUGCCCGCUCAUAUCCACUUCACAAGAGUGGUUAGAGAAAAAGAGAAAGUGUAUCUAUCCUUUUGUAUUCAAAUGAAGUUAUUUUUCUUGAAAUAAUGUAAUAUGUAGAUUUUUUGUAUUAUUGCCAAUUUAUGUUACCAGACAAUCUGUUAAUGUAUCUAAUUCGACUCAGCAAAGACUGACGUUUGAUUUUUUGGUCCUCUUUGGUUUUGUUUCGUUUUGUCGUGCAGAGAUUUCUCUGUAAGGGCAACGAGCGUGCUGGCAUCAAAGAAUAUCGGUUUACAUAUAGCAAAUGUGAUAAGAUUCCACCAAAGGACAUUUUAAAUGUUUUCUUGUUGCUUUAACACUGGAAGAUUUAAAGAAUAAAAAUUCCUGCAGAAAUGA
Molecule: messenger RNA, 4326 nt
Organism: Apodemus sylvaticus (European woodmouse)
Lineage: Eukaryota; Metazoa; Chordata; Mammalia; Rodentia; Muridae
Gene: Ntng1
Product: netrin G1
Exons: 9
Coding region: 1583-3301 (572 amino acids)
Molecular function (GO): cell-cell adhesion mediator activity
Source: RefSeq, a predicted model, not a curated record